CUUCUGGUUUUCAUAACAGUAGCCCCCUCCAGUAGGGCUGAGGCAUGGGAGGAGCUUGCCCAAACUCAAAUAAACACUGACAUGCAGCAUCUUAUGAAGAUGUGCAGCCUCCACAGGACACACUGCAACAGCUGGAAGGACAAGCACUGAAACUCUCUGGCAAGAUGAUCAAGUCCUUCAAGCAAACAUUUCUGUCUCUGGACCUGCAGUCCCCUCGCUGGAGCUCAGCAGAGGCAAUGGCAAAGGACUAUGAACUGCGUCAGUACGAGACAGCCAAGUGGGUCAGCACGGUCAUCAGGGGGGAAAGCCAAAAGGAAGCAAUGCGCCAGGGCUUCUGGAAACUCUUCCACUACCUCCAGGGAAAGAACGAAAAAGAAAUGAAGAUUGAUAUGACUGUGCCAGUGACCUGCCUGGUAAAAUCAGGCUGCACAGACUUCAAGAUCUCUUUCUUUGUGCCAUUUGAACACCAGGACUGUCCCCCCCAGCCCACUGACUCCGAUGUGUUCAUUGAGGAACGGAAGGCAGCAGCUCUCUUUGUGCGGUCCUUUGGUGGAUUUGCUUCCCCAGAGAAGUAUGCUGAGGAAGCCAAUGCCUUGGCCAGAACCUUAAGAAACCGAGGCCAACCAUUCCACGAAGACUUCUUUUAUACUGCAGGCUAUGACAGCCCCUUCAAGCUCUUCAACAGGCAUAAUGAAGUGUGGUAUUUUAAAAAGUAACACAAUGGGAGAAUAUUAAGUGGCUACUAAUCAGCUCUGGAUGAAAACAGACCUUAUUAUUGGCUUUUUAGUGCAGAAGAGUUUUAAUUCACUUGUGGACACUGUCCAAAUAUAUUUUCUCUAGGAUGAAAUACUUUUCUGGAUAAAAACAUUUCAAAAUGUAAUUCAAAAUCAUACCAGAUGGAGUGGGUGGGAAAUGUAACAAAUUUACUCCUCCUACUGAAAGAUUCUAAGCCGCACUAAUAAUGUGAAAAUAAUCCUGCUGUAUUUUAAGUGUGUAGUUUAUUUCUCAUUAGAAGUGCUACAGCAGUAGUUGAAAUGUUAUGGAAAGGGAGUUCUUCAUAACUGACUUUCAUAUGCUGACUUUCCUCAUAUUGACAUCACCCCUGAGACCAGGGAGGAAUUUAAAUGAAUUUUUCAGAGAAGCAAGCUUCCCUUAAGGAGCAUUAGAAAGCAGAAACACAAUGGCAGGCCUUAGUGACUUUUAAACAGUAACUGUUAUUAAUUAGUAUUACGAAAAUCUCCCACCUCUCCAACUUUUUCCCCCCCUGAAGACCAAGUGUUGUGUUGUUUAAAUCCAGAACCCUUGGAAACAGGUUACCAGGUCCAAGCUGUACACUUGUUCUGAGAAGAUCUCCACCUCAAUAUGUAAUACCAGAAUUACUGGGUAUACUAUCAUUUUAGUAGCAAAUAGCCAAGUGUAGCUCUCUCAUUAAAACACUUGAAAUAAAUACUCCCUAACUUAUUUAGCUCUCUGAAAAAUAUGGUGACUUGCAGCCUGCACACCAGCAGUAUUUGACACCUCAGUUGAGACACUUGCAGGACUAGCAUCUAGCCUAGUUUAGUCCCUGCUCUA
Melozone crissalis (California towhee) is the source of this 1572-nucleotide messenger RNA. RefSeq names its product heme-binding protein 2-like. The record is from RefSeq and is a predicted model, not a curated record. The transcript has 5 exons. Lineage: Eukaryota; Metazoa; Chordata; Aves; Passeriformes; Passerellidae. Gene Ontology annotation, cellular component: cytoplasm. Bases 165 to 716 code for a protein of 183 amino acids.